Messenger RNA from Penicillium hordei, 7179 nucleotides. RefSeq names its product type I polyketide synthase. The transcript has 13 exons. The record is from RefSeq and is a predicted model, not a curated record. The coding region runs from base 1 to 7179 and encodes 2392 amino acids. Gene Ontology annotation, molecular function: phosphopantetheine binding; 3-oxoacyl-[acyl-carrier-protein] synthase activity; oxidoreductase activity. Lineage: Eukaryota; Fungi; Ascomycota; Eurotiomycetes; Eurotiales; Aspergillaceae. Gene Ontology annotation, biological process: secondary metabolite biosynthetic process; fatty acid biosynthetic process.
AUGUCCAGGCCAACUGAAAAAACAUUGUCGCCAUUGGCAAUUGUUGGACUGUCACUCAAAUUCCCACAGGAUGCCGUUUCUCCAGAAUCCUUCUGGGAUAUGAUCGUCGAGGGGAGGUGCGCCUCAACCGAGUUUCCUCCAGAUCGGCUGAACAUCGAUUCCCAUCAUAACCUGGAUGCCAAUCGACUUGAUAGCUUAUCUCUACGUGGAGGUCACUUCAUGAAAGAGGAUGUUGCUCUGUUUGAUGCGCCUUUCUUUUCUAUUACUGCCGCAGAGGCAGAGGCUAUGGACCCUCAGCAGAGGCUGAUCCUGGAAGCUGCCUAUCGAGCACUGGAGAAUGCUGGCAUUACUAUGGAAGGAAUCGCACGAUCAAAGACAUGUGUUUUUGCUGGGUCAUCAGGCCAUGAGUAUCUGAUGCUGCAAGCAAAAGACCCCCAAUAUCUACAGAAGUGGGGCAUCACAGGAACGACAGGAAAUAUGGUGGCGAACCGCAUUAGCUGGUUCUUUGACCUCAUAGGACCCAGCGCUGCGAUCGACACGGCUUGCUCAAGCAGCCUAAUGGCUAUUGAUAUGGCAUGUCAGUCCAUAUGGAGUAGUGACUCAACCAUGGGAUUGGCAAUUGGAAGUAACGUUAUCCUGGCGCUGGAGACAUCACUGAUGAUGGACAACUUGGGACUUCUAUCUAAAGACAGUCGUUGCUACAGUUUUGACGAACGUGGCAAUGGACAUGCACGCGGCGAAGGAGUUGGCGUCCUUGUCAUUCGUCCAUUGGAAGAUGCCGUGCGAGACGGGGAUACAAUCAGAGCCGUGAUAAGGUCUUCCGCCUCUAACCAGGAUGGAAGGACACCGGGAAUCACGCUACCGAGUACCGAAAUGCAGGCUACAUUAAUACAAGAGGUUUAUCGCAAGGCAGGACUCGACAUGGCAACGACACGCUAUUUUGAAGCACAUGGAACAGGAACUGCCAUUGGAGAUCCAAUUGAGACCGCAGCCAUUGGCUCCGUGUUUCGACCACAUCACUCUCUAGAUAAUCCAUUAUACAUACGGACUCAUCUAUCAUGGAGGUCGUUUGCUGUCGUUCGCCCGUCAGAUGACCUGGAGGCAUUGGUUGACCGAUUUUCACCAGCCUCCCAUUCUCACGGCUCACCGAAUCUUGCUAUGCAAGGCGCCCAGUGGUAUGCGAUGGGGCGCCAGCUUCUCGAUAUUUACCCUGUGUUCCUGCAAAGUAUCGAGGAUGCCGGCGAGUAUCUCCAAACUCUAGGAUGCGAAUGGAUGCCCCUUGAUGAGCUCGAACGCAGCGAAUCUACCUCAAAUAUCAAUAAGACUGAGUAUAGUCAAAUUCUGUGCACAAUCCUUCAGGUGGCUUUGGUCGAUCUCCUCCGCUCUAUGAACAUCACCCCAAAAGCGGUACUAGGCCAUUCAUCUGGCGAGGUCGCAGCAGCAUACUGCGCCGGUGCAAUCUCCAGACAAUCAGCCUGGAAGGUAUCCUAUUAUCGAGGUUAUAUGAGUAGUAAGCUGGAGACUUCCAGCCAAAUGAGAGGUUCCAUGCUUGCAGUGGGCCUAUCGGAACAGGGGAUCAAGCCGUACAUCGAUAAGCUCAGCAAGGAUCUCGAGGUUGUCAAUCUCAUUGUUGGCUGCAUCAACAGCCCCAAGAGUGUGACGGUUACUGGAGAGGUGAGCCACCUCAACUCCCUCAAAGGCAUACUUGACAAGGAAAAUAUCCUUUGUCGGAGGCUUAAGGUCAAUUUGGCCUAUCAUUCAUCUCAAAUGAAGGAAGUCGCAUCUCUCUAUCAGGCCGCGAUGGGAGAGUUGGAGGUAGGUUAUACGGGACAUAAGAAUAGCCCCGAGAUGGUGUCCUCUGUGACCGGUGACUGGAUCGAUCCAGGAGAAGUCUCCCAGGCUGCGUAUUGGGUCAAGAAUAUGGUCUCUCCAGUGCGCUUCUCAGAUGGACUGACUAAACUUUUCUCGGGAUCCGCUCCAAAUUCCCACAAGAGAUUAGAUGGUAGUCACCGCAGGACAAGAGAGAUUGACCACAUACUCGAGGUUGGUCCACAUUCAGUCUUACAGGGUGCCUGCAAGGAUGUAUUGAAGAGCACUGAAAACGACACACCAACUGAAUACUUUUCAUUAUUGGUACGAAAUAUGUCAGCAUCCGAUACUGUAUUCACCGUCUUCGGUAAUCUGCACACUGCUGGCUAUCCGAUUGAUCUUUCCCUGGUGAAUGGAAUUAAUUCUACAGGACGUGAUAUUCCAAAAUCACUGCCAGAUUUACCUGAGUACCCCUUCAAUCAUGAUACUUCAUACUGGCAUGAGAGUAAAAUCAGCAAAGAUCACCGGCUGCACCCAUUCGGCCGGAAUGAUCUCCUGGGGGUCUCCGAUCCGAACUGCAAUCCUUUCGAGAUGCGGUGGAGGAACUUUGUACGCGUUUCUGAGAUGCCUUGGACCAAAGAUCACCAGGUCAAUGGCACGAUUAUAUACCCUGGUGCUGGCAUGUUGGUAAUGGCCAUUGAGGCGGCCAAGCAGGUAGCGGAGCAAGGAAGAACCAUUACCGGGUUUAAUAUCCAAGAAGCCAGAUUCCAUGCCGCGAUGAUAGUUCCACCUGGAACACACGGAAUCGAGACCAGCUUCUACCUCCACCCUGCCAAGGGCAUCCAUUCCAAAAGCUCUAGCUGCUUUGAAUUUCGGCUCUGCACCUGUGAGAAUGAAGAAUGGAUCGAGAACUGUACUGGGUUCAUCCAGAUCGUGUACACCUCCUCGGAGGAGCCUGAAUUGGACAAAAUACACACAGAGGAAUUGUGGAGCUCACAAUUGGAAGCCUACUCGGAUGCCAUCAAAGCAUGCACAUUGCCAGUGGAUGGCGCGUGUCUAUACGACCGUUUUUUGAACUCCGGCUAUGACUAUGGAGAAACCUUCCAGCUUAUUGAGACAUUGUCAAUUAGCCCCGUGGAACCAUGCGUAACUGCGCACGUCAAAAGGUUAUUUUCGUCAACAGGCGAGACGAUCCACCCAACAACGCUCGAUGCCAUUCUGCAGACAUCUAUCUGGACCGAGGUGGGUUCUAAAACAGAGAAUAUCCCCACUACUGCUCCGAAGUAUGUGAGAAGUUUGUGGGUUGCGAGCGCCUUCCAAAACACGUCAUCCAGCAUUCUGAGGACGUUUGCUGCUCGCAAUGUGGGAUCCUCAUUUAUUGGUUCUUCCUCUGACAUCUUCACAUUUGACGAGGAAUUACAUGAAAAUCUGAUUUCGGUUGAAGGGCUUGAACUAGAUGUCAAUAGGCCAGAAAACACAGAGGAAAAUGCUCCGCUCCCCGAAGAUCUCUGCUAUCAAGUCCAAUGGAAGCCCGACCUCAACCUACUGAGCAACAGAGAAACCACAGAUCUUUGUAUCAAAGAAUACCCUGACUUGACGGAAGACACGGAGGACUUCUUUACUGACUUGGAUUUCAUGUUCAUGGCGCGUAUCACUGAAACACUGAAAACACUGUCUGAGCAGCAGAUUAAGCCCUCACAGCCGCAUUUGCAGAAAUAUGUGGACUGGAUGUUACAUCGACAGCACCUGCUUGAAAAAGGCCUGCUUCAUGAGUCGCUGAAGAAUCGCCUGGUUAAUCUUGGCUAUCUUCAGGAUGUCGAAAGUCGAUUGUUGAAUCUCAACAAAAGAGGUUAUUUCUAUGUCACUGUUGCUCGAAAUAUAUUGAAUUUCCUCACCGGUGAAAUGGAUCCGUCCACCUUUUUUGAAGGCGACAUGAUGGAGGAAUUCUACUCUGAAGAACUUCAUGAAUCUCAUGGCCUCAAGCAGGCUGGCAAAUACCUUGAUCUUCUAUCUCAUCUCAACCCCAGAAUGAAGAUUCUGGAAGUCGGUGCUGGAAUUGGAUCCAUGACAAAGGUUAUGCUGCGUACGUUGGGGAAUACCGAAAAUAGUAACCCGCAGUAUGCCCAGUGGGACUUUACCGACAAGUCAGGAUCGUCUUUUGCUAGUGUCCAAGACCAAUUCCACCAGGAGGCCGGGCGAAUGCAAUUUAAACUUUUGGACAUUGAGCAGGAUCCUGAAAAACAGGGGUUUGAGUGUGGCACAUACGAUAUAGUCGUUGCUUCCAUGGUCAUUCACGCUACUUCGAAUAUCAAAGAUGCUCUAGCCAAUGCCCGAAAGCUUCUAAAGCCAGGUGGCAAGCUCAUGCUGUACGAGAUUAUCGGUCCUGGUGUCCGGUCUACUUUUACGUUUGGCCUUCUUGAGAGAUUUUGGCUCAGUAGGUCUUUCAUCUCCGAUAAAUGCCAGUCGACAACGCUGAUUUUCACAGAUUCAGUCGCAGACUCGGGACCGGGACCUCGCUUCGACGAGAGACAAUGGGACGAACUUCUUCUCCAGACUGGAUUUUCUGGCCUAGAUCUCCUCCUACCAGAAUUCGAUGGAACCAUUCCCCAUGAAACUGGUGUGAUAGUUUCCACGGCCGCCGAGGAACCACCAGAAGGCUAUCCUAUCCAGGGAAUCGAAAUUGUCUACGACGUUGCCGAGUCGGGCCAGCAAGAGCUCGCACAGUUCCUUGUUAAACACUGUGAAUCAAACAAGCUAGCCCCUGUCCGUUCUUCCUCUGUUCAAGAGGCGAUGGAGUAUACGUCUGAAAAUCCGUUGCUACGGAUCUUCCUUCUUGAGCUUCACGUUCCCGUUUUAUCGGAAAUCCAACCGGAGCUGUUCCAACAACUCCAGAGUCUCCUUUCCUCAACAUCGCAGGUGUUAUGGAUUAACCAAGGAGGAGGCAUAAUUCCGCCACAGCCUCAAUUCCGCCUUGUGGAUGGACUAUUCCGCGUACUGAUGACAGAAGACAACAAACGUAAACUCCACCUACUUUCGCUCGAACCUCGUGGCCCCUUGAAUAUGAAGCAACGCGAUCAUAUCUCAAGGUUGAUUAGAUUCUUCUUAUCGCCAUCAACUGCAAAUGCAGAUACGGAGUACAUUGAGCAGGAUGGAGUCUUGAAUACCCCUCGCUUGAUCGCUUCCAAACCAUUGAGUGAGAGUAUAUCUGCCAUGGCCACCUCUCAUCAAUACUGUACGCAGAGCUUCGACUGCCAGACUCCACUGCGACUUAAUGCCACAUACCCGGGCCUAACCAAUGAAUUUGAGUUCAUCGAAGAUGAGACUGCUUACGAGCCACUCCAGCCAGAUGAGAUCGAUAUCGAGAUAAAAUGCGCAGCGCUAAACUCCCAUGAUGACCUGAUUGCAGCAGGCCAGUUGAAAGUGAGUGAUACUGGAUCCGAAUGCUCUGGAAAUGUCAUUCGAGUGGGUGACGCCUGUACGCGAUUCCAAGUCGGUGAUUCUGUUGCUGUCCUACACAACGGUUGCUUUGCCACGUCGAUUCGCCUCCGUGAAACUGGCCCCAUCGUUAAGAUUCCUGAGGGUAUAUCCUUCGCCAAUGCUGCAGCUGUGCCAGUCGAUUUGGCCACUGCACACAUUGCACUACACAAUGUGGCCGACAUCGAACCCGGUGAGACUGUGUUGAUCCACUCGGCGUCCAGCGAUAUUGGUCAAGCAGCAGUCCAGAUUGCGAAGAAUGCCGAAGCAACAAUCUUUGUAACAGUUAGUUCUAAGAGCAAGAAACAGCUGCUUAUUGAUGCCUACGGUAUCCCUGCUUCCCACAUUUUCUCCAGCCGGACGACUGUGUUUUCAAAGAUGAUCAAGCAUCGCACGGGUGGAAAGGGUGUCGAUGUUAUUCUCAACUCACUGACAGGGGAAGGUCUGCUCGAAUCUUGGAGGUGUAUUGCGCCCUAUGGUCGAUUCGUCGAAAUCGGUAAAAGGGACAUUCUAUCAAACCAGGGGCUACCCAUGUUCCAGUUCCUUGAAAAUGUUACCUUCAGCGCCAUCGACUUGGCUGCCAUGUCAGUUGAAAGACCCGAGGUAUGCAUCGCUGCUCUCAAAUGCGUCUUUGCUUCCAUGAGGGCUGGCAACCUGCAACCAUCCCAGCCUAUCAGCGUAUACGGGGUAGGGGAAAUGGAGGAAGCAUUUAGAAAGAUGCAAACUGGCCAACAUGUUGGUAAAAUGGUGAUUGAGAUGCGAGGACAUGAUCAGAUGGCGUUGAGAACCAGACCCAGUUUCUUAUUGGAUCCCAAUGCAACGUUCGUGGUUUCUGGGGCAUUCGGGGCCCUGGGAAGAAAUAUUGCGUGCUGGCUGGCAGACCAAGGAGCUCGCCAUUUGCUCCUUCUGUCAAGGUCCGGGGGACAAAGUGAAAAGGGCAAGGAGCUUGUCAAACACCUUGAACUGAAAGGCGUGAUGGUUCUGGCCCCAGCUUGUAAUGUCUCGGAUGGAGAAUCGGUGAAGAACGCUUUGCGUGAAUCUAGAUCGCAAAUGCCCCGGAUCAAAGGAUGUAUCCAGGCAGCCAUGGUACCGAGACAUGCUCGCUUUGAAGAAACUUCCCACCAAUUCUGGCAGGAAUCCAUUAGCCCCAAGGUCCAAGGAUCAUGGAACCUUCACAAACACCUCCCCCAAGGCAUGGACUUUUUCAUCUUGCUGUCGUCUCUCUCUGGCAUUCUAGGAACCAUUGAACAGGCCAACUACGCCGCCGGCAAUACUUUCCAUGAUGCACUAGCUCGACACCGUGUUGGGAUGAGUGAGAAGGCGACUUCCUUGGGCUUGGGGGUGUGUGAUUUCGCUGGUGCCGUGACCGACAGUGGGAGCCAUGGUGUCGCACCGGUAACGGAAGCACAGUUCCAUGCCUUGCUAGCCAAGUAUUGUGAUCCCAGGAUCGGUCUUCCAACAUCUCUGGAUUGUCAGACUGUCGUUGGCUUGUCACCAAGUGCACUUUCCGACAAGAAACAAUGGCAAGAUAACCCACUUGUCCGACACUUGAUCACGAAUGAGAAACUCGGUGGGAAAGCAGAUAGUCGACCACACAGCGCGAAAGGAGCAGGGUCGCUACUACAAGCAGAGACUUUGGCCGAUGCCAAUGCGGCUGUCUUGGAAUUAUCCACUGAAAAGCUUUCCAAGACUGUAAGCAUGGCAAUGGCGGAUGUUGAUGCGAAUACGCCCUUGCACCAAUAUGGAGUGGACUCGCUAGUUGCGGUAGAACUGCGUGAUUGGUUUGCCGAAGAGCUUCAGGCUGAGUUGGGUGUUUUUGAGAUCCUGGGUGGUGCAACUUUAAAGUCGGUGUCACAGUUAGUCGCGAAGAAGAGUAACCUCGUGCAGGCGUCAUAG